Molecule: messenger RNA, 387 nt
Organism: Psylliodes chrysocephalus
Lineage: Eukaryota; Metazoa; Arthropoda; Insecta; Coleoptera; Chrysomelidae
Source: the annotation of a GenBank genome assembly
AUGGACCUUCUAAGUUUUUUAGCAAAAUACGAUGAUACCCUAAAAUAUCAUUUUAUUGAUUCGACAACUUUCCGAGGUACCUCAAACAGAAUCCGAAAUGAUUUAAUUAAAUGCACUGCCGACGUUGUGAUAGAUCACAUUAAAAGUGAAAUUAAAAAAGCACCUUUCGUAUCAAUUGCGCUUGAUGAAACCACAGAUGUAGAAAACUUAGGUCAAGAGCGAUUCUUAGUAUUUUUGGACGUCACUAGCAAACGAACUGCAGUUACAUUGUUUCAAAUUGUUUGUGACAUUAUUUCAAGUUUAGAAUGUGGUUCUAAGUUUGUUGCCCAGAGCUACGAUGGUGCUGCCGUAAUGACUGACCAUUUAGGAGGCCUUCAAGUUAAGUGA